Molecule: messenger RNA, 1081 nt
Organism: Hordeum vulgare subsp. vulgare (domesticated barley)
Lineage: Eukaryota; Viridiplantae; Streptophyta; Magnoliopsida; Poales; Poaceae
Exons: 1
Coding region: 304-939 (211 amino acids)
Source: RefSeq, a predicted model, not a curated record
CUUCCACAUCUUUAACCUGCUUUAGUUCUCCUCAAAUAUAGAGUGUAGUGCGCAGUCCACAUGCUCAAAUUGCUCUCUCUCUUUCUCCAUGUUAUUUUCACACGCUUUGGAGUUUGGACUAGCAAAAAGUUUGAUCAUGACAUGAGCAGCAAACCCGCUCAUUUGCAUCAUAACAUGCUUGGUGUUUCCAAACCUCCAGACUAUAAAUACACCCUAGGGGCCUCAGGACAAGGCCCAUGAAACUGAAACCACCUUGUAUAACUCUUAGUUCAUCAUCUCGAUGAGCACUUCGGCGAUGUGCGCAUGCCUAGCCUGAGGCAGUGCAACACCUUCGCUGUUGCCAUCGACAGGCAGCUGCUCGGCCAUCUCUCGGCGACGAAGAUGAAGAUCGGCAAGGCCCCAGUGCUCCUGAAGAAGGCGGUGACCAUGUGCAAGAGCAAGACCGACGUGCUCGCCGCCAGGCUCCUCGUCCUCGCUUCGCUCCGCCGCAGGAUGGCCACCAUCGGCAUGGUCUCUCACAAGAUACAUGCGCUCAUGGUGGCCGCUGACAAGGCAAAGGCGGGAGGGGACUGCCACAAGGCUGUCGUUUCGUACAAGGUCGAGAAGACGCUUCCAACGAUCCAUGGCGGUGAGAUCGCGGAUAUUACACAUCAAUUAGCUCUAUUUUGUCAAGAGGAAGAAGAUGAUGGUGGCUGCCCUGACUGGACGCUGCACCCCAUCUUCAAUGACGAUGACAAUUGCUGUUACACCGAAGAGGACGAUGUCGGUGAUGUGCCACUAGAUGGGUGCGAUGGUCACCACGACGAGCCCUCGGUGAUAGAUGUAAUCAGGAGCAACAUGGAAGUCCAGGGGUUGGAGUUCAACAUGGAAGAUGAGAUCGACCAGGCCGCCGAUAUGUUCAUCAGGAGGAUCCGGGAGCGGAUGAGCAAGAUCAUUUAGUGACCUGUUUUUGUUUCAUCUAUACCUGUUUGCAGGGCUGACGCUCAAGUGUACGAAUGUGUACCGCUCACUAGUUGAGAGUAGAUGUCGCGAGGGAGAAUGUUAGAUCGAUACUAUGGCAUAUAGUAGAGGGAUAGACUAA